This is a messenger RNA of Cataglyphis hispanica, 8710 nucleotides long. RefSeq names its product amyloid beta A4 precursor protein-binding family B member 1-interacting protein. The transcript is spliced from 10 exons. Bases 815 to 4315 code for a protein of 1166 amino acids. Lineage: Eukaryota; Metazoa; Arthropoda; Insecta; Hymenoptera; Formicidae. Gene Ontology annotation, biological process: signal transduction. The record is from RefSeq and is a predicted model, not a curated record.
AGGUGUGUCCGGCAUCACCCGUCGCGUUGCAACCAACAGCAACGACGCAAGACAAUCGUUUCUUGCAUGGUCGGUUCUCCAAUUAUGUCACGUACUUGGUGAUAAAUCGCGCGGCACUCGAUUUCGCGAAAGGAGAUAAAAAAAAAUUUGCAUCGCGCGAGGGACCUUAUCGUGCGGAAGUGAAGGGAAAUCGAGAGUAUAGUGGGAGUAUAGGAAGGAAGGUAACCUACCGGUGAGUCCUCGAACGCAGUACGAUCGAGACCGAGUGCGAGCCAAGAAGUCCGAGCGAGAUCGAGAUCAUCAUCGUCUCUGUGGUGCACGUUAAUUAGUACGUGGAUGGCGAUCAGAAAGAAAGAAAGGAUAGAUACGAAAGCCGAGCAGUGGCCGAGAGGCGAGAGAUCGAGAAAGGGACCGGGGAACUGAGACUGAUUAACCCGGGGGUGCGGCCGUGGCUCGAAAGGUCAAGUGGAUGCAGGAAUCUCGGCGCGUCGAGGGAAAAUAUUGUACAUCUACGCUCGCAAAUUUCAACGAUUGCUCUUGAGAAGGAUUAUAUUAUUUUUCUUGGAAAAAGGGUUGUAAUAUAUAUUUGCAAGUGUUCUCUAUCGGAAAAUCAAGUGUUCAUUUCGAAGGGCUUCGUGUAAUUGUUGAGAUUAUAUUGUAUUUAAAAAAAUAACAUUGGCGAGUGAUCGAUCGUAUAUCUAGGAAGUAAAUUGAUGCUUCGGCAAUUGAGAAAUUUUUGAUAGACACGCAUUCGAUUUCUCGUGUGGGGAUCUAACAAGAUUUCAAGAAAGCUUAUAAUCGAGACAUCGCGAACAUGUUGUGCGGUACAUUUAAGAGGAGGAGGAGACACCCGGGUGACGAGUAUCGCUUGGUCAGAUCUAAUACCAUGCCAAGAAUAAUGUUGGGAGCGAGGGACAUCAGUUUGGUGCCUAUUCGAAGGACCAAGUCCACGAGGAUUGCCACUCGAUCGUCGCUGAUCAAGAAUCUGCUGCAUAUGGGUCUCGACAAUGUAAGCUCGGCAACCCUCAGGCCCUUUAACUCGGACAUCAACACACCGAGGAUCGACAGCUACAGGUUCUCCAUGGCGAAUCUCGAAGAUUCCCAAGAUGUCGAUCUGGACGCAAUCCUCGGUGAGUUGUGUGCCCUGGAGAGACGUUGCGACGGCGAUAUCGCCUCCACUCCUGCGCCAGAUACACAAAGACCAGGACGACCCAGCAGCGCGAGGAUCAAUCCGGGUGACAGUACUGACAUCAAAAAUGAAGGAGGUAUACGCACUGAUAGUCCCGACAACGACAGCGCGUUCUCGGACACGGUGUCUAUGUUAUCCAGCGAAAGUUCGGCAAGCAGUAGCGGUUCCGGACACAAACCACCUCAGACCACGAUACACGCAACUCCUCAACAGCAGCCGCAUCAACUUGUCGAUGCAGCGAGCAGAGCAAAGGCGGAGAAGAUCCGUCUGGCGUUGGAGAAGAUGCGCGAGGCGAGCGUACAGAAACUCUUCAUCAAAGCGUUCACGUUGGACGGAAGCGGUAAGAGCCUCUUGGUCGACGAAGGGAUGAGCGUCGCGCAUGUGUGUAGGUUGCUCGCGGACAAGAACCACGUGCCGAUGGAUCCAAAAUGGGCUGUAGUCGAGCAUCUGCCCGAUCUUUUCAUGGAGAGGGUUUACGAGGAUCACGAAUUAUUGGUGGAGAAUCUUCUACUAUGGACCAGGGAUUCCAAGAACAAAUUGCUCUUCGUCGAGAGACCAGAUAAGACGCACCUAUUUCUCACGCCUGAGCGGUUCCUUCUCGGUCCCUCGGAUCGCGGCGGCGGCGAAUACGACGAUCAUUCGAGAAAUAUUUUAUUGGAGGAGUUCUUCUCGAGCAGCAACAUCGGCGUGCCCGAGGUCGAGGGUCCGUUGUACUUGAAGUCGGAUAGCAAGAAGGGUUGGAAGAGGUACCACUUCAUUUUACGAGCCUCCGGUCUCUACUACUGGCCAAAGGAAAAGGCGCGCACUGCCCGGGAUCUCGUUUGUCUGGCGACGUUCGACGUUAAUCAAGUUUACUACGGCGUUGGUUGGCGAAAGAAAUACAAAGCUCCCACGGAUUUCUGCUUUGCCGUGAAACACCCGCGACUGCAGCAGCCAAAAUCCACCAAGUAUAUCAAAUUUCUUUGCGCGGAGGACAAUGCUUCUUUGGAACGAUGGAUGAUCGGCAUACGCGUAGCCAAAUAUGGCAGGCAAUUGAUGGAGAACUAUCGGGCGCUGGUGGACGAAUUGGCGCAGGAGGAUCUAGACUUAUUAGCACAUGCCAGAUCGUGCUCUGUCAGCUCUAUUGCUACACCGCCGAAUCAAACUCAGUACAACACGACGAACGAGAACGCGAGGCAAUUUGCGGAGAAUGUAAGACAACACAGUAAUGAAACUACAAUCGUCACCACGACACGGCAAUACGACGGCAACCAAAGGCAGAGUUACAACAACCCGGAACAACGACAGAGCUAUAACAAUGAUGGCAGACUGAGCAGAGCGAGCAGUUCUAGUUCCAGUGGAUGUUUAUCUGACGGGGCGCCAAGUAGCUGUGAGGUGGCCUUUGAAUGCGGUGAAUUUCCAACUGGCACGAUAAAGCGGAAGCCGUCUAUGAAUCCAAAGCUGCCCCUCACGUCGAUUACAAGGCAGUUGAAGGAAGUCGGCGAGACUGUGCGGGAUGAACCGGACUCCUGUCCGAGCCCGACGAGCUCGGGAUCCGGUACAUUGACGAGAAGACACAGUCGCCGGCGAAGCGGCACUGAUUCCGAUGGAUCCGGGACUUUGAAAAGACAUCAUAGAUCUGGAAACGCGACGCCCGUUAGUCCGAUACCGCCUGGUACACCAGUGAGAGAGAGAACGAGCCCUAUGGGAUACAGCAGAUCGGAGAGUCAGGAAUCCAAAACACCAACAAGUCCGAUGCAAACGUGUAUGAUGGAUUCGAUCACCUCGUUGCCGCCGCCACCAUCGCCGUCAAGAGUCGUUGAAGAAGUCGAGUCCGACAACGAGCCGCUUCCGCCUCCGCCACCCGAGAUGUUCCGCUCCAAUCUUUCGCUAGAUUCUCUACCGCCGCCGCCGGCGCCCGGCGAGCUUCCGGUCUGUAACACACCGGAACUCACGGGUUCCUCGUUGAGUCUCGUGUCGCUACCGCCACCGCCCAGUCCGCUAGUCGGCGAAACCGGAACGAUACGUCGCGCCAGACCCAAGCAGUCUACUCCUACGAAUUCUAUAACCCCCGAAAACACUCCUGCGCACAAUCCUAGGUCACAAUCUAAUCAAAUGUACGUAAAUGCGAAUAGUAUCACGCUGAACAGCAAUUCGGUCCAAAACAGUCAGAAUUUCAACUCGAAUACGGCGUCUCAUAACGCAAAUAAUACUGCCAAUUCCGUAUCCUCUCCGCAUAGUUCCUAUCCAGGAUCGACAGCAAGUACACCGACCUAUACUCCGAGCUCGCCCAACUUUGCAUCGCCACCACCGUUUGUGCCGCCGCCGGCUUAUGGCUCCCAGCAGCAACAUGUCAACUCCCAGAGUUUACCAAGCAGGCAAAACUCUAAAGUCGAAUCGAUAUACGCGAGUCAGCCCAACCACAACACGAUUCAACCGAUCAGACCGAAUCCUAACAUGGACACUGUUCGACGCAGCGCUAUGAAGCAGGGAAGCGGCCACUACGCAGCGCCGCCGUACUUAGCAGAGUUGAAAGCUGCCUCUAGUCCGCAGCCGCAGCGCCGAGUGACCAUUCAGGAACCGCCGACGUCGCCCAAAUCAAAGACCGGCACUGGUAAGAAGAUCUCAUUCAAUCUGCCACCUCAGGAAUCCAGUAGUCCCGCUUUGCCGCUACGGAAACCAACGCCACCCAGGAGAUCAGACAGCACUAGACUCACGUCGCCCAAAAAACUUGCGGCGUCCGAUCAGGCUCCGCCGGGCGAUUUCUUGAAGGAUCUCCAGCGGGUGAUGAGGAAAAAGUGGCAGGUUGCGCAAAAAUGCAAGUUGGACUCGACGACGACGCCACACGAGGUACUCGGCUUUCGAGAUCCGCCACCCGCUGUAGCUGACUAUAGGGAGACCAAUGUGUCUAAUUGGGUGCAAGAGCACUAUGGCGCGGACAAUCUUUACGAGAAUGUUUACGCGACGGAUCCUCACGCACCGGUUGAAUACGCGUCCAGUCCAGCCCGGCAACCAACAGUGAGAUUCGCUGACGAGAAUCGCAGCAUGAAUAUCGUUAACGCGAUUGCCGGUAAGAGAAGACCGCCGCCGCCGCCGCCCAAACGGGCCGAGACUACGCAUCUCACUACUACUAGGGCGAUGCACUGACAAUAGCAGAUAAUUCAACCCCAUCCCGAGAGGCGAUGGUACUGUUGUCUCUGCGGCUGGUGGAAGGAGUGAGGCGUGGGACGUCUUUGCGAUUACUUUAUCCGCUCUUCCGGGAUGCCGGAUAUAUAUUCAUUCGCUCCACCUUGCUGUUCAGAGAAUCGUCAAACGGAGAAAAGAGGAAGAAUAUUUCUCCGGUAAAGAAAAGGUUGUAUAGUUUCGCUGCGUACUUUGUUGCCAGGCUCUAUGCUGAUCAAUUUUGGGAGGAUAAUAAGUUAAAAAAAGAAAAGAAAUUGUUCAGAUACGACAAUUAAAAAAAAGAAUAUUUAUCAAUUUAAUUCUAGACGACUUUUUUCACACAUUCAUAAUUCUGGAAAGAAUUGGAUUGCUAGAAGACUUAUAUGAGUAUUCUCAAUUAUAAAAAGAUAUUCAAAUUACCAGUAAUGAGAUUACGAGAAGUUUGAAAAUGUCUUGACGAAUUAUAAAAUGUCGAUGAACCGUCCUUAUUGGAAGGUUUCCUGAACUUAUACAGCAGAACUGCCGUUCGAAGCUAAAUCGGAAGCCGAGUGAUGUGAAUGCUCUUUUGAGCUGAGCAACGAAUUGAGUUAAACUCGAGUCCGCGAUAGAGAUUCGAUCAACACACAAGGAAUACUGCCACACAUACAGAGGAUGUGAUAUAAAUCAUAAGCCCAUGCGUCCCGGUAAUUCAAGAAUCGCGCAAAAACGAAGAAGCGAUAAAAAAAAAAUAGCAAUGCGAUAAAACGCACAAUGCGCGAAUCGGAGAGUCGAAAUCUUACGAGUCGCGAUUUCAUGCAGAAUCGUAAGUUCUUUUUGUUGCGCAUAUUUCAUAACCGCUAACUGCCUCUGCGUCUGCGAUUCUCUCAAGUAUACUUGGAUGUGUGAUAAAUAUUAUAAAGUAAAAGAAGUAAUCUAAAUAUAAAAAAAAAUCUAUAUAUGCGGAUGAUCCGCUCAAAUAUUCUCAGUUUGAUUUUCGAUCGGUCGGUAAUCAUCUCCGAAUAUAAUUGAGUGACCCGACAUUUAAUUUAAUAUUAAUUUAUCCAAGUUUAAUAUUUGCUCUUCAAGGAUAUGGCAAAUAAAUAUUUUACGAUGUGUGUAUCGUAAUCUCUGAUAUAAUUUGUUUGAAAAAAAAAAAUAAUAAUAAUAUAUAUGUAUUUUUCAUCUCACAAUUCUUUGUUCAUUCACUGUUUUCCGUUCUGAGAUAAAGAGCUUACUUAAAAAUUUGGAUUAUAUUCCCAAAGAUUAUGAUAACGCGACAGGAAUAUAUAAUUAUAUUUUAUAAUGUAUAAACUGCAGCGCGCGCUCAGAGGGAAAGUCACCGCGAAGUGGAAUUGAUCUCAGUUUGGAAUUGGAAACGGAUCUCCUCGAUUGUUUUUUUUUCCCCCCAACGAGAGUGUGUUUUUAUAACGAAAAGAAAGAAGGAAUACGAAUGAUCAACUUCGUCAGACUUUUCUUCAUGUAACUAUGCGUCCAUUGCGAUCACAUCCCUUGUGCAUAGAUAUAUAUGUAUAUAAACUAAGUAUAUACGCGACCAUUUACAUCGGUAUAUCGACUUGAUGUGCUGUACGUGUAGUUGUAUCAUACGAUUCAGAUGCGACGAUAAUGAUCGUUCUUAUAUUGUCGAUUAUAUCCAAUGACAAAUGAUGACUCUUUCUCGCCCAUUGUCGGAGCGAGACCUAAUCAUGAGGACGCGAGAUCUCGUUUUAAUGCGUUACUUUUUCGUUUAACGACGGAGUAAAACCGAAGAACGUCGAUUCGAGAGUCAGAUAAAGAUGAAAAAUAAGGGAAAUAUCGAAAUUCUCCGAUAAUUAUCAAUUGUCUGGAGAUUCUAAAGUCUAGAUAGAAAAAAAACCAAGUACUUUGGAUACUUUAAAUAUAGCUGUCAAGAGAAACAUUACACACAUUAAUUAUCCGUGUAUUUGCUUGGCUCGUUCAUCUUGGCGGUUUUAUUUCUUAUAUCGUAUCCAAUUUCUAGAAUUGAACCGUGGACGUUGCGGUCUAGGUAUGCGUGUAAUUAUCUCACGUCACCGAUCGAGGAGAAAGCGAAAUGUGCGUUAAACGUGUUCGUCAAGAUUAUCGCGCUAGCCAGUGACGAAGAACAACAUCGUGCGUACAUCUUCGCAUUUAUGAUCUUGGAAUCUUCAGCAUCGACUAGCUGAACCUUUUUGAGAUUGCGUAGCUGAUGUAGUUUUAUAUUUCGAAUUAUAUCGCAUUUUUCGCGUUUUGAUACAUGCGCGAAAUUUCACGACUUUUUCAAUUUACAGAAAACAUCUGUAUCGUCGACUUUUUAUAUGUAUCAAAAUCGGAAGCUGCUUGAGAGAGCCCGUUCGUGCGAUAAUCAAUCGUAGAAAGUAUUUUAUAAGAUUAAAUUUUUUGAUACAGAAAUAUUUCGUCAUAGUUCUGUACACGCGAAUAUACAAGUAAUUCACGUUUUUAUAAGCGGUCGAGAUUUCAGGCCGAGACAAGCCUCUGCGAUUCUUCUAACUCUUCGUGGAUAUUUCCAGUUUUCUAUGAAAAGAUUAUAAAGCUGUGCGGCAUGUAUGUGAGAUAUUACUACUGAGGUUUUGUGACUAGUCGAGAACUUUUUCUAAAAGAUAUUCCGCAUCAUGUAUCUGCGCGCGAGACAUUUCCCAAUUUUCUAAAAAAAAACGGUGUGUUUGUGCGUGAAAAAGGACUUUUGCCGAUUUUAUAAAACAUUUACACAACGUAUUUAUACACCGCGAUCGAGUUUUCACCACUUUUUUCACGCCGUGCCUGUGCGCGAAAACUUUUCCACUUUUCAAGAAGAUUCACGCGAUCUUCGCAACGACCGCGCUCUCUCGAGCGAGCACGAUUCGAGCGCGUACUGUAAUACAAUCGAAUUACUUAAUAAUAAUAGCUAACGAUUAACUUUAAAGUGGAAGCGUCGAUAUGUGUGUCGAUUUAAUUGUAUCUUUUGCACAUAUUAUGCGCGGUAAUCAAACUGAACCAAUAAUAUAUAUAAAUACAUUUUUGAGACUAAUAUACCGAGAGAUUUUACGGAGAUUAAGCCUGAAUACAGGAUGACUUCAUAUAAAAUUCAUAAAAACUUCGAAAAUAUUUUUCUUUUCAAAGAGUACGACGGUAUCGGUUCUUCUGUGCUUAGAACGCGCUGUGCUUAGAAAUCUUUCCUCUUGGAUGAAUCGCGUUGAAAGAUUUCAACGUACACUUUAUAUUAAUUAAAACAUUUUUUAAAUCUCAUUUUAAUGUAAUUUUAUACCAUUUUGGUUAUAAUAUUUCGUUCUUUGUACAACACGCUGCGCUGAUUUAUUUUCCAAACGAACUGAUACGGGAUUCGUUGGAAAUGCUGGCGUGCCGAGAUACUUUAUUUUGUACUCGUACAAAAGGAACUUCUUAAAGUAACUUUCGCCGAGCUAAAAAUACAAUCGAUGCAUUCUGAGCAGGUAAUUCUAAUAUUCUAAUAAUGAUAUACGCGUGCUGCCCGUCGCUUAAUUUUUUGAAACGAAAGAGUUAAUCGUUUUCUCGUUCAUUUCGAGUAAACAAUUCUUUAUUCGAUUAAAGUUCUCGAGUGCAAUUGGCCCAAAGGAUAGAUCGAUAUUAGAAACUUGUAGAGAACGAAAUCGAAAAAUCCUAAGCGUGAUAUUAUACCGACUACUAACAGGAAUAAUAAUAUCUUGAUUAAUUGUAUUUUUUCAUAACCGAUGACAACACCGAUGCUUGUAAAGUUAAAAACAAUCUCUGUUUUAUUUAACUAGAACAGCUUCUAGUAAGUUCAGUAUACGAGACAAAUAUUUAAACAAUCAUUGCGUUAUUUUUUUUUGAGGACAAGGAUGAAUGGGAAGUCGGCUCUGGUUAUAUUGUAUUGUAUCUCUUUUCUGAUUUAUAUAAUUUAAGUUGUACGUAUAGCUCUGUAAAUAAUUGUAAUACUAAUGGUACUAUGAGAGGAAAAAUUGUUGUCGGUGAUGUUGCGCGGCCGCGGGCAUCGAUAUAAACGCAUUUACGUUAUUUAGGAUAGAGAAAAGAAGCGAGGGAGCGAGCGUCAGCCUUUGGAGAUUUUAAAUCUUGCGAACGAGGCUGCAUGUUUGGAUUGAGUUAAUCGUUUAGAAAUCGCUUCUCGAUCAAUUAUCGUGAGAGCGCUGCGUUUGCAUCGCAAACAUAAAAUCGAUUCGAUGUAGCUUAAUACUUAGACCUUAGAAGAUUACAGAUUGUUUCAGAUACAUUCUCUGUGCAGGUGUGUUAAAAAAAAAAUAAUAAAUUGCGACAAUACCAUUAUUUCUGUGACUCUCGACGCCAGUUGUUUAGGUAUGACUCUACCGGACGAACAAAGAAAUGCGCAGCAGUUGAAAUAUUAUAGGUAUUAUAUUCAUGUUUUUAUGUAAAUAAAUUUUUGGUAUAUUUCAA